Molecule: messenger RNA, 1887 nt
Organism: Peronospora belbahrii
Lineage: Eukaryota; Oomycota; Peronosporomycetes; Peronosporales; Peronosporaceae
Source: the annotation of a GenBank genome assembly
AUGACACGACCCAAAGCACGCAGUACUAACCUCACACACGAGCAAAAGCGUCUCAUUUGUCUCCACGCACGGCAAUUCCCCAAAACUACUCAGACACAAUUGGGUCUAUGGGCUAAGGAGCAAUUUAAUCUCGACUAUGUGCCAUCACAGGCCGCCAUGAGCUACAUGCUCAAAAAACGCACGCAGUUUGAACUCGUGUCCGGCGAAGGUCGUGACUAUAAGAAGUUGCGUACUGUCAAGUGUCCUGAGGUUGAUUCUGCACUUGCCAAUUGGUUCCUCUACUGCCAAGCCAGAAGACUGAAGUUACCUGGUGACCUUGUGCGUCAUAAAGCACGAGUCUUUUAUGAGCUGCUGGCCCCACAACUACCCGAGAGCGUUACGUGCUCUCCGCCGCAGUUUUCCAAUGGCUGGAUGCAUUCUUUUAUGGGAAGACAUGGAUUUUCUUUAGGAGGAGGUAAAGGUAGUAAAGGACGAACGUCACGUGUAGCACAUGAAGAAGUGGACGGCAAACCGAAAUUUGCGCCAGAAACAUCGGUGAUCUCGACACCAAACCAUAUCAAGGCAGCAGUAGCGGGUGUAUCACCGGACAAUGUCUAUUGGCUGCAUGAGACGCGGCUAUUCUACGCUAUGAGUCCUGAUAGACAGGCAUUACCGUCCAAUCACCAUCCGGAAAAAAAGUUGACGAUGCUGUUGGCACUUAAUGCUGACGGUAGUGAUAGACUUAACCCUUUUUUUGUGGGACCUCACCCGUUGCCGAUAAAGUCUAGUGAAAAGGUAGAUGAACGGCCGUACCAAUUUGCCUGUAAUCACAAGGCCUGGAUGCCCCCAACGAUGCUACGAGACUGGCUCAUGGCGCUUGAUUGGCGCAUGCGUGUUACUAACCGCAAAAUUGUUCUCAUUGUUGACUCGGUGGCUGCCAUGUGCGUGCAAAAGGUUUCGUUGUCGAAUGUAACGAUGCAUUUUGUAGAACGCAACCACGCUGGAGAGCUCUGCGUCCGAGCUCUAGAAAUGGGCGUUGUGGCUGCCGUUAAGCGCCGUUACCGCCACCAACUCUUGGACUAUGCGCUUGAUCGACGAGAUGAAGGCCAGCUUGAUAUUUAUGAUGUUCCACUGCAAAAGGUAGUAGAGUGGGUAGCACAAGGUUGGCAGCAAAUUCCGCGGACUCGCAUAAUGGCUAGCUUCGCACACGUAGGCGUGAUGGUUAUUUCUGAAUCAGGAAGUUCCAUUGCGUUAGACGACCGUAUCGAUGAAAAGCUGGAUGCACAAAUUCAAGUGCUGCUGAAGCGGCUAAAACUUGUUAGCCCCAUGCGGCUGAUUGAGGUCGUUGCACCUAGUUCUGAGAAAAUAUCCGAUGAAAGCUUGACAGAUGCAGAUUUUGCCGACUCUGCGCUACAUGCUGCUCAAGGCACUGUAGGUAUACAAUUGAGUUCGGAGGAUUUGACCCGCCAUACCAUGACGCAAGAACCAUCAACAUUGAGUAGCUCGACACCAUUUGACAUGCAGGUAACAUCACCCCGUCCAGCUGCACCCCGCCGCAACACGAAUAGUACCAGCAACUUGAUAAGUGAGUACCCUGAUUUUGACCAAGGAUAUCCUGGUUCACUGGAUGAAACGUGGUUAUCUCGUAUUGCAUGGCAUCGUACUGUGACCGCUCCAGCUCGCCAACCUGUGAGUGAUUUAGAGGCAGUACAAAAGACAAUCCGUUUGGCGACCGAGAUGAACUGUGAUCCAAUCGUAAUGCUGGAGUUAAAUCGAAUUCAGACAGAAGUGGCAAACCGUGAGUCAAGCGCGUCCACUUCAACAACGCUGACUGCGCCAACUACGCGUAAUAAUGCUACUGCUAUCUGUCAAUUCCACUUUGGAGCUCCAACACGUCGUCUACUAUGA